AUGGUUUAUGAUAUAUGUACAGUUUAGUUAGGUUAACUAAUAACUCAACUAUUUAUUUACAUAGAUUCUAUAUCAAUGAUUGAUUAAUAUAAAAGUAUUCAGAAAAAACAUGUAUAAUUCAGAAGAUACUAAAAGAGAAAAUAAAAUAAAAUAUGCCAAGAAUGAAACAUUGAGAAACACUGUUCUAAAUUAUUUACAAAAAAGAAAUUACAAAUUACUCAAUACAGUUGAUGUUUCAAAAAGUGAAUUACAAACUUACUCUUCAGUUGAAAAUGAGAUAAGUAAUCCAAACUCAGUUCUAUAUAGGUGCUAUAACUGUGAUCCAGUCAUAAUUGACAACAAUUUCUCGAAAUUUGUAAUUUGGAUUAAGGAAUUGGAUGUUGAUGUUACUGAUCUGGAACAACUUAUUGGGCCUUUAUUUUGUCACUUGUACCUAGAUAUUUUACAAGGGGGUCAUCCUGAAAAAGCUGCUGCUUUUUUUCUAAGUCAUUUGGCUUCUGUGGAAAAAGUUAAUCAGAAUACUUUCAUUCAAGACUUGAUGAAAACAUUAUCUGCAGAAAAUGGUUCAGAUUACCUCACCCAAGAAUUCAGGUCUAACAAAUAUAUUAUUCAGCUAAAAGAGCAUUCGAAACAGCAGUUGAUGAAUUUUGUGAUGAAAAAUUGCCACAUCAUAAUUUUACAAGAAUUACAAACUUGGUUCGAUAUACAAGUGAUGAGUGAUGAUAUUGUAGAGAUGGAGCAUGACUUAAUCCCUAAUGAAUGUUGCUUAAAUUCUAAAUUCCAAGAAAUCAUUAAUGCAUCUGCAGAUUUAGAAAAUAUAAAUUCUAAAAUUAUAUUUUCUGUUGGUGUUUCUAAUGUAAUUUCAGAAAUUAAUUGUGGUUUAUUGAGCAGAUAUCAUGGAUGGUUUAUUUAUAAUCAAAAUAAUUUAGUUUAUGUUAAUACCUUGCAUAAUUUUAAUAGUUUAAGUGAAGUAGAAAAUGCUGAAUCAGUGAGAUUGAAUGGACAUUCUACAAAAGUUUAUGCAAUGACUUCUUCUAAAAAUUAUUUAGUGACUGGUUCAAGUGAUGGUAAAAUUUGUAUAUAUCUUAAUGAAAAUUUUGAAAUUAUUAAAGAAUGUUUAGGACACACAAGAACUAUAUAUUGUCUCAGAAUAAGUAGCAACGAGUUUUACUUAGCUUCUGGUUCUGAAGAUAACACUGUUAGGUUAUGGGAUACCAGUAAUGGGAAUUUUCUUAGGAUUUUUGUUGGACAUCAUCAAGCUGUUGUAUCCUUGGACUUCCAUCCUAAUUGUUUAUAUUUAAUUUCUGGUUCGUGUGAUAAAACUAUAAGGUUAUGGAAAAUUGAUAACGCGGCACCAAUAAGAUUGUUACAUGAAAGUGAAGGAACUAUAAGAUGUCUGUCUUGCCACCCUCAAGGAAAAAUUUUAGUUAGUGCCAGUGAUGAUCAGUAUAUAAGGGCUUGGGAUAUUCUUAAUGGAAAAAUAAUUUCAGAGUUAAGGUGUAGAGAGGGUUAUUGCAAACAUUUACAAUGGAGUAAAGAUGGAAAUUUACUAUGUGGUUCUUUUUCAGAUGGAUCUGUGAGAAUAUGGAAUGUUAAAAGCUGUCAAAAUGCUAGGGAGGAAACUAUUAGUCCGGGAGCCAGGUGCAAAUUCGGUUGA
This is a messenger RNA of Harmonia axyridis, 1657 nucleotides long. RefSeq names its product TAF5-like RNA polymerase II p300/CBP-associated factor-associated factor 65 kDa subunit 5L. Gene Ontology annotation, molecular function: RNA polymerase II general transcription initiation factor activity; protein binding. The record is from RefSeq and is a predicted model, not a curated record. Gene Ontology annotation, cellular component: transcription factor TFIID complex. Bases 110 to 1657 code for a protein of 515 amino acids. NCBI's taxonomy places the organism in Eukaryota, Metazoa, Arthropoda, Insecta, Coleoptera, Coccinellidae. Gene Ontology annotation, biological process: transcription initiation at RNA polymerase II promoter. The transcript has 3 exons.